Messenger RNA from Sinocyclocheilus anshuiensis, 1098 nucleotides. RefSeq lists its product as uncharacterized. The transcript has 2 exons. The record is from RefSeq and is a predicted model, not a curated record. Gene Ontology annotation, molecular function: DNA binding. Bases 85 to 1098 code for a protein of 337 amino acids. Lineage: Eukaryota; Metazoa; Chordata; Actinopteri; Cypriniformes; Cyprinidae.
CCGAUUUUCCAAGCUCUGCCUAUCACAAGACUAUUGAAGGCACAGUUCUGCAUUUGAACCCGAAGACUACAUCCAUUCAAAACAAUGCCACGCACACCAUCUCAGGUGUGGAUACAUUUCAUCUCAGCCAAUCUGGAAGGAAAGGCUGUGUACAGUUGCAAAUACUGUGCAAAGACCUAUGUUAAGAAUGCCACAAAGAUGCAGCAGCAUAUAGCCAAGUGCCCAAAGUUUUCCCAGAGCUCCAAACAAGCAACCCCAGACAAGAGUUCAUCUGCUUCCAUCCGAUGUGAAAAUGAUUCCGAUUCAGACACCCUCUCGUCAGCUCCCGGCCACUCUGGAAUUGGAGGGUUGUUGGACUCAAUGGAUGAACGUAGCCAGAAAAAUGCUGAUGAAUGUUUUGCUCGAGCAGUGUAUGCAACUGGCUCACCUCUGAUGCUCACAGCCAAUGUCUAUUGGAAGAGAUUCCUGAAUGUCCUUCGCCCCGCGUACACACCUCCCUCCAGUCAUGCUUUGUCUACUCAUUUGCUGGAUAGAGAGUUCAACAGAGUGCAAGCAAAGGUCAAGCAAACCGUUGACAAAGCAGACUGCAUUUCCAUCAUCUCUGAUGGGUGGUCAAAUGUCCGGGGACAAGGAAUUAUCAAGUACAUUGUCACCAGCCCUCAAUUAAUAUUCUAUAAGAGCACAGACACAAAGGACAACAGACACACAGGCUCCUACAUUGCUGAUGAGCUGAAAGCAGUCAUCGGUGAUCUUGGACCUGAGAAGGUUUGUGCACUUGUGACUGACAAUGCUGCAAACAUGAAAGUUGCUUGGGCACACGUGAAGGAGACCUACCCUCACAUAACAACAAUUGGCUGUGCUGCCCAUGCUCUUAAUCGUCUCCUUGAGGACAUCAUGGCACUGAAUACAAUGAACACACUGUACAAGACAGCGAAGCAAGUCGUGAAAUAUGUGAAGGGCAAACAGGUAGCUUCAGCAAUCUACCUCUCUAAGCAAAAAGGAAAAAACAGGAACGCCACACUGAAGCUCCCCAGCAUCACUCGAUGGGGUGGGGUUGUCAUCAUGUACGACAGUCUGCUAGAGGGGAAGCCAAGAUAG